AUGUCUCGAAUAAUCAACCGGCUCCCUCCCCUACCUCCUCCUCGAACGUGGUAUACCCACUUCCCAUCGAAAUACCUACCCGCUUCUCCCGAUAGGAACAUGAUCCGUAAAUCGACUGGAAGGAAGCUUUUGGCGAAUCCAAAGAUGUGUGAUGAUUUUGUCAAAUCGCUAAAUCUACGUGAAGGAGAGGUGGUGAUUGAUGCCUACUCCGGUGUGGGAAGUUUGACUAGAAGUUUGUUGACUGGUGGUAAUUACCUGGAGGAAUCGAAGAGCUGGACAUCUGCUUUAGUUGAAGAAGUAUUGACGGAAGACAAAGAUCAAGGUGAAGUGAAGAAGUCGGCAGGGAAGAGUAAAAUGAAAAAGCAGAAGUAUCCUUCCUGGUUAGAAGAUUUACCUCCAUCAUUGUCCACUUCUAUCACUAAAGUGGACAACGAACCUAUCAAACCCAAAUUAGUUGUAUCUUCCGAAGGGUCAUUGGAAUUACUCGUGCGAUCAUUCAACUAUCCACCCAAAUCAUCUAAUCCACUAAGUACGAUAGGUAGAGAAAUAUCUCAAGAUCCAUAUACACGUCCUGUACCAGUCAUCACCACACCUUUACAUCCCAAUUUACUAUUAUCACAUUCGACAGCCUACGUUUGGCCAACAUUACCUAAAAUAUUAGAAAACCCUUUGGUCCAAGCUUCUUUACCUGUACAUAAUCCCGAAUUACCACCUGGGGAUAUAGAAGCGUAUAAAAGGAAAUGGGAAGAUCCCGAACCUCCCAUAACGAUCGUUUGUCAGAUGCCCGAUUCGAGUAUAGGCGAACAACUUGCGUCUCAGUGGGUGGGGAGCGCUGUAGGCGAUCCUGGUCAGAAAAGGACUUGGAUCUGGGAAUGGGGAAGGAUAAGGUUGGCUUUGUUAUGUGGGAAGAGUCUGUAUGAUCGUAUCCUCGCCCCACCAGGCUCUGUGAUCCACUGUAAACUCUCUAUCCUCGCCCAAGCAUUAUUUGAUAUAGUCCCAUUACCACCAUAUCACCACGUCCUCAACGUCGACAAACAAUCUAAAUUCUCACACGAUCGACCAUUCAAACCCUUAUCUGAAGUCCCUCCAUCCACCGUUCCACCUAAUGGUAUACCCGUAAAUCCACCUUCAUCGAUCGAUUCGUUCAUCCGUCCAGAACAUGGUCAGCGGACAUUGACAUAUCCAUUAGACUUCUAUCCUCCUGUGACUGCCGCUCAGAGGUUAAUUGGUAAACCCCUAGAUCGACCGGAUUUAUUAGGGUUGAUGUUAAUUCCAAAACUUCAUUCACCAAUCUUAUCAAGUCAGAAAGACACUUGGGACUACUGUAUGAGACGGUUAUUCGUUAGGGAUACAUUAACACUAACUCAGGCUAUACCAAAUUUAUCUUUUGGUGCUGAAACGCUCUUGGCGCAUAUUGAAGAUCAGUCGACGGAUAGAUAUAGGGGUGUACCGGUUGAUGGAAGAAGGGUGAUAAGGGAUUUGAGAGUCGAAGAAUGGUUGAGGAUCGUGGAUGUCUUUGAUAAUUGGGCGUUCAAACCUGAUAACCUUAUCCUUGAUUCGGGUAGUCCCGACGAAACGAGUAGAGAAGUAGGACAAGACUGA
Kwoniella botswanensis is the source of this 1602-nucleotide messenger RNA. RefSeq lists its product as uncharacterized. The record is from RefSeq and is a predicted model, not a curated record. NCBI's taxonomy places the organism in Eukaryota, Fungi, Basidiomycota, Tremellomycetes, Tremellales, Cryptococcaceae. Bases 1 to 1602 code for a protein of 533 amino acids. The transcript is spliced from 3 exons. Gene Ontology annotation, molecular function: rRNA (adenine-N6,N6-)-dimethyltransferase activity. Gene Ontology annotation, biological process: rRNA methylation.